Molecule: messenger RNA, 1002 nt
Organism: Malassezia sympodialis ATCC 42132
Lineage: Eukaryota; Fungi; Basidiomycota; Malasseziomycetes; Malasseziales; Malasseziaceae
Exons: 3
Coding region: 1-1002 (333 amino acids)
Source: RefSeq, a predicted model, not a curated record
AUGGAUGUUGACCCGCGCAAGUGUUUCGAAAAAUACGUCGAUGCCAUUAUUGAUUUGCUUAUUAAGGGUACGACACCCGGUGUCAAAGAGCCAAUUGUGGAUUUGGUUGGAAAGGAAGAGAUCCUCUUCUUAGGUCCUGACGAGGGUACAGCUGAUUUCAUGGAUUGGGGUGCUGAGCAUGCUCGUGAACGUGGCGCACCAUGGUGGAAGUCUUUUACCACAGGUAAAACUGCAGCUACAUUAGGCGGUGUUCCACACGACGUUUUUGGAAUGACAUCUUUAUCGGUGCGUCAGUAUAUCUUCGGAAUCUUGCGCAAGAACAAUCUGAAGGAGGAAGAUAUCACGAAGGCCCGGUUAGCACUAGAAGAACAUGGCGUCAUUUUGUAUCCGGAUGCUAGUGCAAAUAAAGGCGGUGUGACGUCCAGCAGCCUGGAAGUUUUGGUGGGGCUUGGCCUCACGGAUCAAGAAUACAUAUCUAACAUGAUGUUUGUGGAUGGGAAGCCUACCCCUUUCUAUAUGAAUUAUGUUCAUGACAUUCAGGACAUUAUUGGGCGUAAUGCCGAGGGAGAAUUUGAGGCGAUAUGGAGGGAACACAUGGAGACGUCGAAACCUCGUUCGAUAAUAUCCACUGACCUCUCAACAACCUUGAACUCGAUUUCCGAAGAUAUUGAAAACACGAAUCUUUACGAUCAGGAACGUUUACGAAAUACAGUGCUAGGCCACGUUUUCCCGCCUACGCUGGUCCGUCAGGUUGGGAUGGAUGAGCUAAUCCAGCGUGUGCCUUCUAGCUAUCUAAAGAGCGCUUUUGCUGCUCAGGUGGCAGCCAGCUUUGUUUACGCCAAAGGUCCCCGUGCAAGCCAUGUUGACUUUUACAACCAUAUUUCAUGGCCCGCGCGCGACCAGUACUUGAUUGGGUACAUGCAAGUGUUUGCCGUAACUCCGACCGGUGCUUACUUCCUCGACUCCACAUGGGCCAGCUUUUCGCCACAGAAGGCUAGUUGA